CGGUGUCGGAUGGGCCCCAGGCGGCGACAGGGGGCCUGAGGGCCUGUGCUGAGUCCCGGCCUGUGCCUCGCGGGGGCCCGCCUCUGAGCGGCGCGGGGCGCAGGGCGGGGACCUGCAGUUUUAGGACGAAGAUUGUUUUAUUGAUUUUGUUCCAGAGCUGACUGGGCCUCGUUUGCCAAAGGCACUGCUGGCAGGGUGUCCAACACAGGAGUAAAGCUGUUCCUGCAGCAGAGUAAUGAUGGUAGAUCUGAAGGUGGCUGACUCUUUGAGCCCUCAGAUCAGGGCUCUGUGGGAGUGCAAGGGACCUUUGAUAGAGAGUUCCAGUCACAGUAAGAAAUAUACCCCACAAACGGACAGUCUCACUCCAGAAAGCUGUCGCGAGCACUUCCGGAACUUCCACUAUACUGAUGCCGCUGGACCUCGUGAAGUUGUUAGCCAGCUUCAAGAAUUAUGCCGUCAGUGGCUGAGGCCAGAGAUUCAUUCAAAAGAGCAGAUCUUGGAACUGCUUGUGCUAGAACAGUUUGUGACCAUUCUGCCCAGGGACACCCAGAGACGGAUAAGGAAGGACCAUCUACAGAGCAUUGAGGAGGCCGUGACCCUGGUAGAACACUUGGAGAGGGGAUCUGGUGAAACGAGGAACAGGGUUGCAGUCCAAGAGCUGGGAAAAGAGCCAAUGCUCUUAAGAGAAACAGCAGAGUCCCAGCCAGUGGGCAUGGCCCAGGAUGAAGAAUUCUGGAAUGCAUACCAAGGUUUGCAAGAACAGCUGAGCAGAAGUACUCAUAAAGAAACUGAGCCUGUAUGUGAGAGGGCUGUGCCUGUUCACCAGAUCUUAGCCUUUUCUGAGAAGACAAACACCAAAGACUGGACAGUGGCACCCGAGCUCGUCUUGCCUGAGUCCCAGAGCUUGUUGAGAUUUGAAGAAGUGGCCAUGUAUUUUUCCCAGGAAGAAUGGGAGUUACUGGAUCCCACUCAGAAGGCCCUCUACAAUGAUGUAAUGCGGGAAAACUAUGAGACUGUCAUCUCUCUAGCUGUGCCUGCUCACCAGAUCCUAGCCUUCCCUGAGCAGACAGUCACCAAACACUGGACAGUGGUACCUGAGCUCGUCUUGCCUGAGUCCCAGAGCUUGUUGAGAUUUGAAGAAGUGGCCAUGUAUUUUUCCCAGGAAGAAUGGGAGUUACUGGACCCCACUCAGGAGGCCCUCUACAAUGAUGUAAUGCGGGAAAACUAUGAGACUGUCAUCUCUCUAGCUUUAUUUGUGCUCCCCAAACCUAGAGUGAUCUCCUAUCUAGAGCAAGGGGAAGAGCCAUGGGUUCCAGGGUCCACGGAGUUCAAAGACAGUCCUGGAGAGCUGCCUACAGGAAUAAAGCACAAAAGUGACACCGAAAACCAUCAGCCUAUAUGUCUUUCUGAUUUAGAAAUACAAGCACCAGGAGACAUAGUAUCAAAAAAGGGCCGAACAAAAGUUCCCCCGAAAACAACAGGCAAAGAAAACCAUAGUGAUACACACAGGAUGGGGAAGUGGCAUCGAGAUUUUCCUGUGAAGAAAAGAAAGAAACUUUCAAGCUGGAAACAAGAAUUGCUGAAACUUAUGGAUCUUCACAAGAAAGCUCGUGCCGGAGAAAAGCCUUUUAAAUGCCAAGAAUGUGGGAAAAGCUUCAGAGUUAGCUCUGACCUUAUUAAGCACCAAAGAAUUCACACUGAAGAGAAACCAUAUAAAUGUCAACAGUGUGAUAAGAGGUUUAGAUGGAGUUCGGAUCUUAAUAAGCACUUAACAACACAUCAAGGAAUAAAACCAUACAAAUGCUCCUGGUGUGGGAAAAGCUUCAGUCAAAAUACAAAUCUACACACACACCAAAGAACUCACACUGGAGAGAAGCCCUUUACGUGUCAUGAAUGUGGAAAAAAAUUCAGUCAGAAUUCCCACCUUAUUAAACACCGGAGAACCCACACAGGUGAGCAGCCAUAUACUUGCAGCAUAUGCAGGAGGAACUUCAGCAGGCGGUCAAGCCUCCUUAGACACCAGAAACUCCACCGCUGACCGGGAGUUCAUCUUGUGUCCUUGGCAUGAAGAAGUUCACCAAAUAGAGGUUGACCCUGACAUUUAUGAAAAAAUACAAAAAUAUGAAGCAUGAAUUCAUCAGUGGAAAAAUUGAUGAUAAAAGUGUAUUUCACGGAAAGGAAUUAAGGUUGACCCUGCAGGGAUCUCCGUAAGUAGUUUUGUACUACUUACAUUUUUACACAUAACCUUUGGGGAAUUCCUUAGUAAGAAAGGUAUUGAAAAAACAUUCUCGAUUAGGGAAACAUUUUGCAAUUGUAUCUGAUAAAGUAGCAAAUCCAGCUUCAAUUAAGAGAUGCACCCGUGACUCAGUCUUUUGUGAUCACAGAGGAUAAAUUCUACUGAUUUUGCAAUGAAUUCCCAGCCACUUUUAAACACAUAAUAGGAACAUUUGUAUCAUGGUCUUCCAAAAGAUAAAGCAAUAACCUGUUUGUUUAAUUGCAUUCCAUUGCCUUCAAGGUACUUGGCUUACCAAUUUUAAGAGUCAUGUGUGGGGCAGAAGUGAGUUCUGUUGUCAAGUUUUCCAAGAACCAAAUUGGAUUUCUUCCUUUUCAUUGUCAUUGGACACUCUUCACAAAGUUGGACAUCAUGUGAGUUCCUUCUUGAACGUUUUAGCAACUUUAGCUCUUGAAUCCUUUUAGCGCCAAUUUUACUGUGAUGAAAUGCUUUUUACUUCACCACUAGCAAAUCUGUAAGAUAAAUUAAUAAUGCACUAUCUUAUACUUCAGUGGUGGUGUUUAAAAACAAAAGAUAAACAUCUCUAAUGAGAUCAUAUGAAAACGGGUUGGAAUGUUUAGCCAUGAAUUAUGUAUGACAUGUAAAGAAGAAUUUUCUGCAAUAAAAGGAACUAGUCCUUUUCUUAUAAUAUCAGUAUGAUGAAACAUAAAAGUUAGCACUUUCCUGAGGCCUAAAGAAAGUUAAUGGAAGUUCAGGUGUUUUUAAUUUGCUUUGUAAUUUGGCUUUUGUUUUUAAGAACAAACUAGAACUAGGUUGUGUGCUGCAGGUAGGAUGUGGUUCACUGGGUAUUGCAGAAUAUUGGGUUCCCAAGAGAAGUUUGGGAACUGAUGCUGACUGGUGGGUAAGGAUGGGUGAAUGCACAUCCUUGUGGAUUGUCUUACACUGUAAACUGUUAUUAAGUAGGCAGGGUGUUCAUGUCUCUGUUUUGUACCCAGCAUUUAACAUCAGCCUUGGGUGAAAAAUGAUAGAUGGCUGAAAAUCUCUAUAGACUAUGGAUCUUCUUAGAGCUCUUAUCUACAGCAAUGACUCAGACGUAUUUUUGUUAGAGCUUUUAGGUAGUGUCAGUAAAGAGGUUAAAUGAUUUCUUCUGAAUACCUUAUAAAUAAAGAAGUUAAGGUUCAGAUACAGGGACCUGUAUAGGACCCUAUAACUAUUGGGUCUGUUGGCUGUCACUCAGCUGCAUCAGUCAGGCCUGAAGUUAGGAUUAGCAGGAUGGAUGUGUAUGUUAUCCCUGCAGGGCCAGGCUGGAUAACGUUGUGUUGUGUCUAUUUCUAGCUUCUACAACAUUCCUGUGGCUUGACUGGUUACUGAAAUGCUUAAGUCUCCAUGUUCUCUGUGAAAGAGAAAACUGUAUUUCAACUCAGGGUUAUUCUAGGGGUUAGAGGGACUGGUGAAGGAAGAGCACUGCACAGCCUGUCCAGUGCUCACCAUGCAUUUCUUUUCCUUUCCCCUGCUCCCCAGUGAUGUGCUGGGCAGACUGACCACACUUAGAAAGCAGAUGCAUUUAUGGGUAUUGGCAGCUCCUUUCAGGAGUUGAGCACUGCUAGUGGUGAUAAUGCUCGGCUGAUUUGGCUUCAGUGCUCUAUGGUGUAAGUCACCUGACUUGUUGAUCUGGUGUCCUCAGCAAGACUUUAUUUUCUUUCCCAAGCUGAACUGUACCAAAUAUGAUUUUUUAAGCACAGCCAGCUCUGAAGUUCCCAUCUGCAUAUCUAUUACCCAACGCCCUCAUCGUUCAACUACUAGUACUCUGUCUUAUCCCAGGACACAUGUGGAUGUCUUCCUGGAGCUACAUUCAUUCAAUUUGAUGGGAGCCUUUUGUGGGCCUAGGCACUGUUCUAGACUGAGAAUGUAGUAGCGAACAAAAGACCUAGAAAUCCAUUCUCAUGGGAGUCGUAUUCUAAAUGAAGAGUAUAAAGGAGAGCGGUUAUGGUUUUCUGCUCCUUGCAGUUAGGGUUGUGAGGUAGUUUUAGGUGAUGGGUUGUGAGCAGAAGCCUCGCUUCUGGGCUGAAGCCUUUAAUUGUUGGUGCAAGACUCAGUAGUGCUGUUCUCCCUCAAUCAUGGAAGCCCACACAGACAGGGUCCACAAGGUCAAAGUAGUCUGGAAUGCUGAGUGCCCUACUCCCCACCCCCUUGGCAAGGAGCUGUUCUGGAGGGUCCCCCAGACCUGUGAUGGACUUUAUGGGAAUGAGAAAUAAAUUUUUGUUAAACCACUGA
Molecule: messenger RNA, 4507 nt
Organism: Hyaena hyaena (striped hyena)
Lineage: Eukaryota; Metazoa; Chordata; Mammalia; Carnivora; Hyaenidae
Gene: ZNF75A
Product: zinc finger protein 75a
Exons: 9
Coding region: 236-2038 (600 amino acids)
Biological process (GO): regulation of transcription by RNA polymerase II
Molecular function (GO): DNA-binding transcription factor activity, RNA polymerase II-specific; RNA polymerase II cis-regulatory region sequence-specific DNA binding
Source: RefSeq, a predicted model, not a curated record